This is a messenger RNA of Nerophis lumbriciformis (worm pipefish), 2681 nucleotides long. RefSeq names its product CTP synthase 1b (gene ctps1b). Gene Ontology annotation, molecular function: CTP synthase activity; identical protein binding. Gene Ontology annotation, biological process: pyrimidine nucleobase biosynthetic process; CTP biosynthetic process. The record is from RefSeq and is a predicted model, not a curated record. NCBI's taxonomy places the organism in Eukaryota, Metazoa, Chordata, Actinopteri, Syngnathiformes, Syngnathidae. Gene Ontology annotation, cellular component: cytoophidium; cytoplasm.
UAGGACGCAGCGGGCGGAUAGAAGACAAAGAAGAAGGCAGGAGAAAGUCAGCCUGCACGCACAACACGUGUAGUCACAAAUAGGCUUGAAUAAAACAAACAAAGGGAUAAAAAUAACAGAGGUAAACUCACCAGCACAUUGUUAUCCACCCCUCUGUCUGUGUAGCUGCCGGAUCUCCUAUGAAUACUAUGAAGUACAUCCUGGUCACUGGUGGUGUCAUUUCGGGCAUUGGUAAGGGCAUCAUUGCCAGCAGCGUAGGGACCCUCCUCAAGUCGUGCGGCCUUCAUGUCACGGCCAUUAAAAUCGACCCCUAUAUCAACAUCGACGCUGGCACCUUUUCACCGUACGAGCACGGUGAGGUGUUCGUCCUCGAUGAUGGCGGAGAGGUGGAUCUGGAUUUGGGCAACUACGAGCGUUUCCUGGACAUCCGUCUGACGAGAGACAACAACCUGACCACUGGCAAGAUCUACCAGUCGGUCAUCAACAAGGAGAGAAGAGGAGACUACUUGGGAAAAACUGUGCAAGUGGUCCCACACAUCACAGACGCCAUCCAGGAGUGGGUAAUGAGCCAAGCCAAGAUCUCUGUUGACGAUGACGGCGUGGAGCCUCAAGUUUGUGUCAUAGAGUUAGGGGGCACGGUGGGGGACAUCGAGAGCAUGCCAUUCAUCGAGGCCUUCAGACAAUUUCAGUUCAAAGUGAAAAAGGAGAACUUCUGCAAUAUCCACGUCAGCCUUGUUCCACAGCCCAACACAACAGGAGAGCAGAAGACUAAGCCGACCCAAAACAGCGUGCGGGAGCUGCGGGGUCUCGGACUGUCUCCAGAUUUGGUCAUGUGCCGCUGUACAACGCCCUUAGAAACUGCAGUAAAGGAAAAGAUCUCAAUGUUUUGUCACGUGGAGCCCACACAGGUGAUCUGUGUCCAUGAUGUGCCUUCAGUUUACAGAGUUCCUCUGCUGCUGGAGGAACAAGGCAUCGUCGGCUACUUCUGCCAGAGAUUAAACCUUGCUAUUGAGAUGAGGCCCAGGAAGAUGCUCUCCAAGUGGAAGGAGAUGGCUGACAGAUCCGACCGUCUCCUGGAGCACGUUUCCAUAGCCCUGGUGGGCAAGUACACGAAGCUGUCAGACUCCUACACCUCUGUCAUCAAGGCCCUGGAGCACUCGUCCCUCGCCAUCAGUCACAAGCUAGUGGUCAAGUACAUAGACUCGGCCGACCUGGAGCCCGGUACAUUGCAGGACGAGCCGGUGAAAUAUCACGAAGCCUGGCAAAAACUCUGCAGUGCUGACGGCGUGUUGGUGCCAGGAGGAUUUGGGGUGAGAGGUACAGAAGGCAAGAUGCUGGCUAUAAACUGGGCAAGAAAACAGAAUAAGCCUUUCCUAGGUGUUUGUUUGGGCAUGCAGCUUGCCGUGUGCGAAUUCGCCCGCAAUGUUCUUGGCUGGGAAGACGCCAACUCGACAGAGUUCAACCCCGACUCCAAAUACCCAGUGGUGAUUGACAUGCCAGAGCACAAUCCAGGACAAAUGGGAGGCACAAUGAGACUGGGGAAGAGAAGGACCCUCAUCAAAUCCAAAACAUGUGCUCUCAGAAAACUCUAUGGCGACGUGGACUAUGUUGAUGAGAGGCACAGACACAGAUUUGAGGUCAAUCCAGAGCUCAAACACCAUUUUGAGGAGAGAGGUCUUCAGUUUGUUGGCCAGGAUGUGGAAGGAGAGCGGAUGGAGAUUAUUGAGUUGAAAGACCAUUGUUACUUUGUCGGCGUGCAGUAUCAUCCCGAGUUCACCUCCAGGCCCAUCAAGCCUUCUCCGCCCUACUUUGGCCUCCUCCUGGCCUCCGCCGGGAAGCUUCAAAGCUACCUGGCCAAGGGAUGCCGUCUGUCUCCACGGGACACGUACAGCGACCGCAGCGGGGGCAGCUCUCCUGAGGUGGACAUCGCCGAGCUCAAGUUCCCCUCCUCCUAGUGAGCCUUAGACGCUGUGCCGCUGAAAACCAGCUGUCAGACUAAUGGGUAAAAAAACACGUCUAGAGUGGAUUAUUUAUAUUGUUCGUAUAUUCCGCCUUCAGUGAAUGUGUAAAAGCUUCAAGGGACUUCUAUAAAUAAAGUGGUGGGAAUUUAGGGAAAUAGAGUAUGAACACAAGAAGGGUUUUAACACGGGGGUUCAAAAGCGACUAUUCCUUAUUUAGUUUUGUUGCAACUUUGUAAUAAAUGAACUAUUUUUGCAGAAGCACCAGUGCCGGUUUUAACGAGGUCCUGUAAGAGUCUAUGCAGUUAUUGGUGCUCCACAGUCUUGUGUUUCAGGUGGGACUCUUUGGGCACCUCACAAUUCCAUUAUAUCAAUUAUUUAUGCAGCUUUAAUUAUUAUAUUGUAUAUUAUUAUAUACAGUGGGGUCUGUGUUAUUUUUUGCCUCAUCACUCACUCAAUGCGUGCGUGAAGAUUGCACUACCGACCCUAUAAGUACGAAAGCGAAAGAGAUGAUACAGUAUUAUCUGCUCACAUAUUCAAACCUGGUGGUCGUUUGAGCACACUGCACCUAGUCCUGGAUAGUACCACUCCCCAAUGCUUCAGCCAAAUGCAGAAUUCUCACAGGAAUGAGGCAAAAGUACAACUUUUAUCUACUGUAUUAUUAUUAUAUAUUAUGAAUGUGUUAUCGCUCAUGAUUAAUGUUUAUAAAAGGCUCCUACUUUG